GAAAUGACCGAAGAAAAAAAUACGUUCAUGCGAUUUUAAAGCUACAAUAGAAGCGUUUAUUUGAAGAGCAAUAAAGUGGCAAUUAUUUUUUCUGAAAUAUUUGACACGUUUAAUCCACAGUUAGCUAAAGAUCAGUGGCGGAGCUCUGGCCACUGGUGAUGCUGUGUAGCAGCCGUAGAAACGUCGUCUGAUUCGCUAUCUUGUCACGGCUGGGAGCUGAAUGUCUGACCGGGUGAGACUGGCAGGCAGGCGGAGUAUUAGUUUUUAACACACCCUGUUUUCACCCCGGAUGUUAAAACCGGCUGUGCAGUGCAGAGAUGUAGGGAUGCGCCGCUCGCCGGGAACCAGCGCGCAGCGGAGCUGAAAUGCGAACGUAGCCGUAAAGUGAGCGGGCCAGGCCGCGGAGAGCUGGCUGGUUGUCCCUUCUUCUCCACCGGGACAGGAACAUGAACGUUGAGCGCAGAUCUCUACAUCGACUUUGUUAAAGACGUUGGAGAAGAUGCGCAAGGACGUGAGGAUAUUGCUAGUGGGAGAGCCCAAGGUGGGGAAGACAUCCCUCAUCAUGUCCCUGGUCAGCGAAGAAUUUCCAGAUGUGGUUCCCUAUCGAGUCGAGGAGAUCACUAUACCAGCAGACGUGACACCAGAAAGAGUUCCCACACACAUUGUAGACUAUUCAGAGGCAGAGCAGACAGACGAGCAGUUGUUUCAGGAGAUCUCGAAGGCAAAUGUGAUUUGCAUCGUCUACGCUGUCAACAACAAGAAGUCCAUCGAGAAGGUGACGAACCACUGGAUCCCUCUCAUCACCGAGAACACAGACAAAGACAGCAGGGUUCCUCUGAUCCUGGUGGGGAACAAGUCAGACCUAGUGGAACACAGCAGCAUGGAGACCAUUCUGCCCAUUAUGAACCAGUACAGUGAGGUAGAGACAUGUGUUGAGUGUUCAGCAAAGAAUCUGAAGAACAUCUCUGAGCUCUUCUACUACGCCCAAAAGGCAGUCCUCCACCCCACAGGUCCCCUCUAUUGUCCUGAGAAAAAAGACAUGAAGCCUCUUUGUGUAAAAGCGCUGACCCGAAUCUUUAAAGUGUCCGACCUGGACAACGAUGGAAUCCUCAAUGAUAAUGAGCUCAACUUCUUCCAGCGAGCGUGUUUCAACAGCCCCUUGGAGCCUCAGGCAUUGGAGGAUGUGAAAAACGUGGUCAGGAAGAAUUUGAUUGAUGGAGUGCACUAUAAUGGGCUCACCCUUAAAGGCUUCCUGUUUCUGCACACGCUCUUCAUUCAGCGCGGUCGCCAUGAAACAACCUGGACAGUUCUGAGGAGGUUCGGAUACGAUGAUGACUUGGAGUUAAAUCAGGAUUAUCUCUUCCCUCCGCUUAAACUUCCUCCUGACUGCACCACGGAGCUCAAUCACAAUGCCUACCUCUUCCUGCAGAGCGUCUUUGACAAACACGACAAGGACCGUGACUGUGCCAUGUCGCCUGAUGAGCUGAGGGACUUGUUUGACGUUUUUCCUUACAUGCCCUGGGGUCCAGAUGUCAACAACACUGUUUGCAGCAAUGAGCAAGGCUGGAUCACCUACCAGGGCUUCCUCUCACAGUGGACGUUAACAACUUAUCUGGAUGUCCAGCGAUGUCUGGAGUAUUUAGGCUACCUUGGUUACUCAAUAAUUGCUGAGCAGGAGUCCCAAGCAGCAGGAAUUACAGUGACCAGAGCGAAGAAGAUUGACCUGCAGAAGAAACAGACUCAGCGCAACGUCUUCCGCUGUAACGUGUUUGGAGACAUGGGCAGCGGGAAGAGCGGCUUCCUCCAGGCCUUCCUGGGUAGAAACCUGGUGCGGCAGAAGAUGAUUAAAGAGGAGCAUAGAUCAUACUACGCCAUCAGCACAACAUACGUUUACGGUCAGGAAAAAUACCUUCUGCUUCAUGAGGUAUUCCCCGACUUUGACUACCUGACUGAUGCUGAUAUGGCCUGCGACAUUGUCUGCCUGGUGUAUGACGUCAGCAAUCCCUACUCAUUUGAAUACUGUGCCAAAGUAUUUAAGCAAUACUUCAUGGACAGCAAGACACCGUGCAUGAUGAUCGCAGCCAAGUCAGACCUGCCAGAGGUUAAACAGAUGUACGGCUGCAGUCCUCUGGAGUUCUGCAGGAAGCACAAGAUGCCACCUCCACAGUCUUUCACCUGUAACACAGCAGCUGAACCAAACAGAGAAAUCUACACCAAACUUACUACUAUGGCCAUGUACCCCCACGCCCGGCUGCGCUGCAUGUGCACCUGUAACCGGUGCACGUUCUGCUUGUGUCAGAACCUCCUGAACUCUGAGCUGCUGCAGACCGUCAGGGCCAAACUCUACGCUGUCGUGCUCAGAAGACAUAUAAUCCAAGAAAACCUGACAAGCUCCACCUUCUGGCUGAGGGCAAGUGUCGGGGCCACAGUGUUUGCAGUACUGGGCUUCGCCAUGUACAGAGUGCUGCUGAAGACACGGUGAUCAUCCAGCCAACUUAUCCAACCCUUGUUACCAUGGUACUUAAUGGAGCUAAUUUUGACCGAUCAAAACACUGGACAAAAUUUGAUGCAUUUAGAAUAUAAUGAUGUUUGGAAGAGUCUCAUUGAAAUCUAUAGAUUUACUGUUACAUGUCCCAUUCAAAAUAUGUGCUCAUAUACAGGCCCUCUACUCUUUCCUGAUUCUUCCCACUGUGUUUCACUUUUUGUGGAUAAAAUAUUUAUUUUGUAACAGUUUGUUAAUUUGCUUACUAAUCUUGAAAAGAAGAUAAUAUAUUUAUAUUUCUAUAAAGAUCUAGAUAAGCUGAUGCUAAGACAUGAGGUACAUAAAGAUUUUUUUGGUUGCUUGCUGAUUGGUGCGAUGGGGUUAAUUAUAUCAUAAUAGUUUUUGGGAUGUUUGACGUCUGUAAAUACUGUAUAUGACACAAAAUGGCUUCCAGAUGUGUUAUUUUCUGCUCAUGCAUGUGGACAAACCAUAACUAUGGUUGUCUACACAGAUGGAAAAAUGGCCAAAUCUUCACACAUUUCUGUCUCCUUUGCACAACUUAAUUGAUCAUCAGUGGGUAUGAGUGUGUGAAAGAAAAACUUUGCUACUCUUUCAUGUUUUUCUCCAUAGGUCAGUUUACUUCUAAUGUAUGCAUGUGUUUCUGUACCAAGAAACGGAGCACACUUUGUGUAAGCAUGCCAGGUUUUAUUUUUGACCUGCAAAAAACAGCAAUGCCAGAUUAUUUCAAUUGUUUGUUUUUUGAAACAAGAAUGCUACUGUAACCUUGCUCAUUUGUGCGCUGAACGAUGGAGAGAUGGUGCUGACUUCUUUGAGAGUCAGCUCCCCUUGUCAAUAAAGAUGCAAUAAUGUGGCCACAAACUGCUCGUUUUCAUAAAGGGACACCAUAUCACCACAGUAUUUAUGUAUUCCUUCUGCCCGAUAUUUACGAACGUUUACAAUAAAUUAAUGCCUAUUACA
This is a messenger RNA of Girardinichthys multiradiatus, 3460 nucleotides long. RefSeq names its product ras homolog family member T1 (gene rhot1b). The record is from RefSeq and is a predicted model, not a curated record. The transcript is spliced from 20 exons. The coding region runs from base 500 to 2482 and encodes 660 amino acids. Gene Ontology annotation, molecular function: GTPase activity; GTP binding; calcium ion binding. Gene Ontology annotation, biological process: regulation of mitochondrion organization; small GTPase-mediated signal transduction; mitochondrion organization. Lineage: Eukaryota; Metazoa; Chordata; Actinopteri; Cyprinodontiformes; Goodeidae. Gene Ontology annotation, cellular component: mitochondrial outer membrane.